GUGUGUUGGAACUCUUGGAAUGACCAUGUUCUUGACUGGUGGAAACACAAAGAUGAUUCCAAUGUCUUGUUUCUCAAAUAUGAGGAUUUACACAAGGUAAUGCGGCAGGGGUAAAUAACAUAACCCUUCCCAAGGGACAGGGCAACGUCGAUUUUCUCCAUAGAUCGUACAAAAAAGGUUUAUAAGAAUAAUAAAUUAAAAAGACCUGCAAAGAUAAAACGUUUUCAUCCUUUAUCAAAUUCUAUCAGAUAAGUCUUUAAGGAAAUGUAUGAUGAUGAGUCUGGAGAAUUUGUACUGGGAAAUAAGAUUACACCCUAAGGGACUUGUCAGAAAUUAGCAGGGGGGGAGGGGAGGUGGAGAUUUUUAGUUAAGCGAUGAAAAUAAAAUGACCCUCCCUAGGUAAGGGAUUAAAAUGUCCUGACCCUCCCCUGGAAAGCGUCCUAAAAUUCUAGGACCCUCCCCUGAGUCCGAAUUCUUAUGCAGUGGUGCAAGGAAAAUAAUUCAGUACUUUCAAAAAAGCCAUCUUGUACUGAAACUGACCUACGAUGGACAUGCAAGUGUUUCUUCUGUUGGCAAACAGGACAAAAGAAAGUUUUUGGUUUAAUGGGAUAAUGACAGUUUCUCUUUCACGUAGCCUGAAAUUCAUCCGAUUGCUUCGAGGCGUUUUCUAAUCUCAACAACUGAGGGAUUAAUAACGACUUGAAGUAAUCAGAUGACUAUAAGAAUCAACUAUCACGACUAGAAGAAUCAAAGACGAAUAAUUUUCGCGAAAAAGAGUUAGACUUCUCAAUAUUUUUUCAGUGGAGAUCACUUCAAGUGAUGCUCCAAACAGGGGCAUGUCACAAAUAAAACAGCAUGCUAUAGGAAUGGGUACAUUAAAACCUUAUCAACCACAUUCAAGUAGGAGAAGUUGCCCUUCUACACAAGGAAAAUAAUGAUCAGUAUGUCAGGAAAUCAGAAUUGCAUGUCAUGAUUUUCAUAUAUGGUUUGUAUUCUCGUAAAACAUAAUAUUGAAGCAUCCCUUCACGAUCGUGGUGGCUUAUUUUUUUGUGACCCUCCCUCUUUUCCUGUCAUUUUUUUUUUCCUGCCCUCCCUUUUGGAGGGCUCAAAAAACUCUGACCCUCCCCCAUUUUCCACCCCCCCUUCCCCCCUGCUAAUUUCUGACAAGUCCCUAACAAUAGAGUGUUUUCACAUGACGUCACGGCGGCCAUAUUGGUGUCCCAAAACAAUAAAACGGCGACCAUGUUGGUGUCCGAAACGAGUCCUGUGGGAGUUGAACUCCUUUAUUAUGCAAACGCUUUCUUUUGUUCCAAUAAAUUUGCAUAGAUGCUGGCCACGUGAGUGAAAACACUCUGUAGCAACGGAGACCAUAAAACUGAUAUAUUUUCAAAAUGAUAAAUGCCCACGAUCAUAUCCAGUCGCUGGACCGCGGACCUUAGAGGAAACACCUUCUACCAUCAUGUACCAGGGCUUUCAAUAACAAUUGAAGUAGCCAGCAGGUUUGAUUAGACUAACUGACAGUGUCAAAAAAGGGCCAUUGUUUCCCCAGAAAAUGUUAACAUUUCUAAGCCCUAAAAUGUUUCAUUCAAGUUUCGGUUUAUCAGCCACACAAUCAACUCCUUCAAGCAAUUAACACAAAUGACGGUAAUUCAAUAAUGUACAUUUGUUAGUGAACAAACUCUGGGUAAAUCUAUGUAAAAAGGUGUGGAAAAUUGACUGACCAAUGCGUACCAUAAAUCCAGUGGUUCUUGCUAAAUUAAAAAAUACAUCAUAAUUAUGUUUUCAUUGAGAUGUUAAGAUAUUUUUUGUUUACAACAAUAUUAAAACGUCAUAACUGCUUCUUCUUACACAAAAAAGGUAACCGACUUCUCUGAGCGUUUCGUCGGUCGUGGGUACUUAUUGAAACCCCUGAUAUUGUACCAACCAUUUUCGAGGAUCGAAAAGACGAAACGCACCAAUAACAGAACAGCUUCGGUGCUACUAAUAAUUCCGCACAGUCAAAUGCAUAUGAGAAUGAUCAGCAAAAAUGCCUUCAGGGUAUUGAAAUCUGAACUUCCAAACAUUAGAAAUAAACUCUGAAAUUUUAGCAAGACGAACAAUUGGAAAACCCCAGCUGUAAUCUCUUUAAAUUGAAAGUUCUUGUCUUAAACGGUCAUAUUUACGGUUCUAUCACCCUUUUUGGUGAUCAGUUUAUAUCGUCUUAAUUUAGCUUAAUUCUAUUGCUAAGUACUUGAUUACGCACGUAGGGGUCUUGCAACGUAAAAGAUUAAUCUCUCUCUUAAAUUGUUUCUUCUAGAAUUUACCUUCCCAUGUUCGAAUGAUUACUGAUUUCCUGAACAAGCCACUGACAGAUGAACUCAUUAAUCGCAUUGCAGAGCAGUGCACUUUGAAGGGCAUGAGGGAAAAUGAGAUCAGUUUCAUGGUUAGCCCCGAAGAACAGAGUUCUCCGUUACUACGAAAGGGCGUGGUCGGAGGUUGGAAGAGUUACUUCACUCCUGAGCUGAAUGAUAGAUUUGAUAAGGAAGUGUUGACAAAACUGGAAGGAUCUGGAUUAGAGUUUGAUUUUGAGAUCCAUACGUGA
This is a messenger RNA of Porites evermanni, 2581 nucleotides long. The record is from the annotation of a GenBank genome assembly. NCBI's taxonomy places the organism in Eukaryota, Metazoa, Cnidaria, Anthozoa, Scleractinia, Poritidae.